AUGGUCAACGCUCUGCUUUCGGCCUUGCUGGUCCUCCCUCUCGUCUCAGCCCUGCCCACUCCCCCAGGCAUUCCCUCCACCACUACCGCCAACUCGGAAUUGGCCAAGCUGACCGUCGCGGCGCAGGGGUCGGGCAGUGACUACGACCGGGACCUUUUCCCGCAUUGGAUCAGCCAGGGGAAUAACUGCAACACCCGGGAGGUCGUUCUGGCACGCGACGGCAAAAACGUAGAGCAGGACUCUUCUUGUGCCGCCGUCAGCGGAACCUGGGUUUCUGAUUACGAUGGCGAGACAUUCACUGAUGCCAGUGAUUUGGAUAUCGAUCAUAUCGUGCCGUUGUCGAAUGCUUGGAAGUCCGGCGCAUCCAAAUGGACUACCUCCCAGCGUCAAGCGUUCGCCAAUGACUUGACCAACCCUCAGCUGUUGCCUGUCUCUGCCAGCUCGAACCGCUCCAAGGGUGACAAGGGACCCGAGAGCUGGAAGCCUUCCUCGAGUACGACUUUUCUUUCCUUUCCCCCUUACAUUUGUCUUGGUAACCAUGGCGUGGCUAAUACAGCAUAG
Molecule: messenger RNA, 561 nt
Organism: Aspergillus melleus
Lineage: Eukaryota; Fungi; Ascomycota; Eurotiomycetes; Eurotiales; Aspergillaceae
Product: HNH endonuclease family protein
Exons: 3
Coding region: 1-561 (186 amino acids)
Source: RefSeq, a predicted model, not a curated record